ACCGCAUCGGGCGGCGAAAAUUGCGUAGCACGCGCGCGCAGAAGGAGGAGGAAGCCGGUCUCGGCGCGGCGCGGGGAGGUCGGCGCCCGGCGUAAGAGGCUUUGGUGAAUGGCCGUAAGAGCGCCCGCCAGGCCGCGGCGGCGGCAGUAGUAAAGUAGUAAAAGCUUGAAAGCCCAAGCCAAGCUCACCCGCAGGAGGAGCAGCAGCAGCAGCAGCACUGCGGAGUGGGAGGAGGAGGCGGCACCCCGCGCGCGCGCCGGCGGUUUUUGGUACCGAGCGGAGAGAGGGAGAUGCACACGGCACACUCGAGCUGAGAAAACAGAAAUGAAGGUACACAUGCACACACAAUUUUGCCUCAUUUGCUUGCUAACGUUUGUCUUUCAUCAAUGCCACCAUUGCCACGAAGAUGGACACGACGAAAGUGCCGAGGUCACAACCACAGCAUCACAGCCGCAUAGCCACAACCACAAUGACUAUCAGAUCUCAGAGAAGGCCGAAGAGAAACAGAAAUACUACAUUGAAAAACUCUUUGACCGCUACGGCGAAAAUGGAACGCUCUCGUUUUUCGGCCUGGAGAAAUUGCUGACGAGCUUGGGCCUGGGAGAAGUGAAAGUAGUGGAAAUAAAUCAUGAGGACAUUGGCCACAAUCAUGUUUCUCACUUAGAUGCAAUAGAAGUACAAGAAGGAAGGCAUUCCCAUUCCCAUUCCCACCACCACCACCCUCCUCAUUCCCAUACUCACUCAGAGAACCAGACCACGAACGAAAGGCCUGCCAAAAGAAAGCGGAAAUGUGACCCUGAGAAAGAAGCAGCAGAGCCAUCUUUAAAAUCUGACAGCAAACAUACUCACGACCACAAUGACCACAGGCACCACGAGCGCCGGCUCCAUCACCUCGGCCGCAACGGUACUCGCCACUCCCAUAACGAUUCCACCAGCGCCAAGGACCACAGGGGGCCCAGCCACGAACCUUCGACGGAGACCAAUAUGACUCAAGAGCAGCCCGAAAAGUCGCACAAAGACAACAGGAGGACACGGAAGGAAAGGAAGAAGAGAAGCGGGGCUUCGGUGGAAGCGGCACAAGGCUUUACUCCCAGCCACGAGUCCACCAAGCAGCACGGACACAACCGAGUUCACAAAAACGGGCACACGCAAGACACGGCCCUCUCGCACGCUCACGAGCGUGAUCGUGAGCGUUCACCUGCCCGCGGGCAUCCGGAUCCUGCCAGUGGAGACGGGCAUCGCCGUGGCAGGAAGCACGAGGGGCAGAUUGGCAUGAGGAAGCGUGCCGUCCUCUCGCCACACCCUCACAAGGACCAUAAUGGAGAUGAGCACCACCACGAAGAGUGUUUAAACUUCACUCAGCUGCUAGCGCAUUACGGCCUUCAUCCCACCUCUCCCAUUUCCCCCAGCUUGUUUACAUACCUGUGCCCAGCAUUGCUGUAUCAGAUUGACAGGAGACUUUGUAUUAAACAUUAUGAAGAUCUGGUGAUUGAAGACUUGAAUAAAGGAAGAAAUGCAUCGCUUGGGAACAUGGAGAAAACUGGCGCAUCGGCUUCUGAGCAAGACGAAGUCUCAAGAGCUGCAGCCUGGAUUUGUGGCAUCAUUUCUAUCACAGUCAUUAGCCUGCUGUCCUUGCUAGGUGUGAUCUUGAUUCCUAUCAUUAACCAAGGGUGCUUCAAAUUUCUCCUCACCUUCCUGGUUGCUCUUGCUGUAGGAACAAUGAGCGGAGACGCGCUGCUCCAUCUGUUGCCACAUUCGCAAGGGGCGCACAACCACAGCCACGAGGACCACGAGCACAACCACGAGCACCAGCAUCUCCAUGGCCAUUCCCACGGCAGCGGAGAAGCGGUCCAGGGCUUCCUAGAAGAGUAUGAUGCUGUGCUGAAAGGGCUGGUGGCCCUGGGCGGAAUUUACCUCCUGUUCAUCAUCGAGCACUGCAUACGAAUGUUCAAGCACUACAGCAAACAAAGGGUGGAAACCAAAAUAUUUCCUACUAGGACUAAACAGAAGUGGUGUAAGAAGAAACAGAAGGUCGAUGAUUCGCCAAUUGGAAGGAAACUUUCAGAUCAUAAGCUAAAUAGGCCGGAUGCUGACUGGCUUCAGCUCAAGCCUCUAGCAGGAGCAGAUGACUCUGUUUUAUCCGACGAUCGACUUAAUGAAACCGAACUAACUGACCUGGACGGCCAGCUUGACUCGCUGCCAAAGACCUUCCUGUCCGCAGAGGAGGAAAACAGUAUGCUCCACUCCCAUAACAAUGUAUCCCAUGGCGCCCAGGAGAACGAUCUCCCCGACGUGGAGUACGAAAGCAACCACCGAGAGGAUAAAAUCGUAGCUCGAAAGCACAACCACAUUUGGUCCCACAAACACUCCCACCAUUCUCAUGGACACUGCCAGUCCGGCAAAGACCUGAAAGACACUGGAAUAGCAAACAUAGCCUGGAUGGUAAUAAUGGGAGACGGGAUCCACAAUUUUAGCGACGGGCUGGCCAUUGGAGCAGCUUUCAGUGCUGGCUUGACCGGAGGAAUUAGCACAUCCAUAGCAGUAUUUUGUCAUGAGCUUCCCCAUGAAUUGGGGGACUUUGCUGUGCUUCUGAAAGCAGGCAUGACUGUGAAACAGGCCAUUGUUUACAACCUCCUCUCAGCCUUGAUGGCUUACGUAGGAAUGCUAAUAGGGACAGCUGUGGGACAGUACGCAAAUAACAUCACCCUGUGGAUCUUCGCAGUCACUGCCGGCAUGUUCCUCUACGUGGCCCUGGUGGAUAUGCUUCCAGAAAUGCUUCACGGGGACGGAGACGACGAAGAGCACGGCUACUGUCCCGUGGGCCAGUUCAUCCUCCAGAACUUAGGUCUUCUCAUGGGAUUUGCCAUUAUGUUGGUGAUUGCCCUUUACGAAGACAAAAUAGUGUUGGACAUCCAGUUUUGACCAUUUCCAGUACUCCGCUGUGGUUAGCGACGACGUUACUGUAUGGCUUCAAGUCUGCACUGUUGUACUGUAUGCACAUUCGUCCCCAGGCAAAGCAGUGGCACGAGCUGCUUCACAAGUAACAGUAUUCUGGUGUCUGCAUAAACAAGCUCCGGGUUUUUUUAGCUCAAACAAACAAACAGGCAAAAAAAAAACCCAAUUGAAUGCAGCUCAGCUUCCCAAAGGUAAGAUGUAGAUUUUUAAUCAGGCAGUGUUGGAAGCAGGAAACAUAAACGUCAUGCCCAGGAUGCUAUUAGCAAGUGUGUUGUUUUUCCAGUUUGCCACUGCAAUGUGCAGCAGAAGUCGGAUCCCUUGCUGACAAAAAGCCUUUCAGGUUAUACUUGAGCAAAUGUUGAAUAGCCAGUCCAAGAGUUACAUGUCAUUGUCAUCCUCUACAGCUGGCCCCUGGGCCUUGUUGCAGCGUUUGAGUUGGUUCCUCCCCCCCCCCCCUCUCUCUCUCUCUCUCACACACACACACAGUCUGGCAAUGCAUGACUGGAGAGCAUUCUAGGUGGGGUGCAUUUAUUAAAAAACACCAUUUUCAAAAACGGUUUCAAGCAUGCUGUUCAGGGGUUGCCUUAGGGCAGUAUGAGCAAUGCACUGUUCCAUGACCCUUGCAUUUGCUCCAGGCCUUGUUCCCCAGUAACGUCCGCUGUUUUGCACCGUGCUGAAUGGUUGGUGACCAAAGUGAAAUUGUGUAUUCGUCUGGGUCAGGCACUUCUGUUUACUGGUCCUUGCCAAUCCCCUAGUCGGUACGAUGUCUCAAGAAGACGUUCAUGCCUGCAAUCGCUGCCAUGCACUCUGUUAGCCCAGCAAUGUUGUUUUUUCAGCUCCCUUGGGAAAGAAAACUGAAAAUCCACAAGUCUGUCCCCUUGUAUGUCAGCCACACAAAGCGGUACUUUUGUCCUUUCGAAGCCCAAGGAAGCAAAUCUCUGCAUUGGGGGCUUUGGGGGCGGGGCCUGUUUCCACAAUAGGGCUGAGUUGACAGGUGUUGGAUAUUUGAUGUUGGCUCAUAGGUAUUUGUUCGCAAAAAUGCUGAAUGGUUAAUGCUGCUUGUGGACUCUUUCUCGACCUUUUGCUGCAGUAGCGUACAGAAUGUGUAGCAGUGCUACUUGAAACCUGAACUACUGAGCGGUUUUCUGCUUUGAACGUCUCCCUUCCGUCCUCUUAAUGACGCACCUGCAUUGGAUUUUCUCGGUCAUGGCAGCCAAAUUCUCUCUCACAUUAUAACCUUCAAAAAAUAAUAAUAAUAAUACGCGGAGCUGAGAAGUGCUGAUCUGAGGGUCACAGCAGUGGCCCUUGGAGGCAGUCUUGGUAACUGUUUACAUAAUUCCCCAGAACUCUUUUGAAUGUAUUCCUUUAAUGCCUUGCCACCUGAGCUCAGGAGCACCUGCAGUUGCUGAAAGUUGGGCCUCUUGCUCAGUGUGGGCCAACGUUCGGCAUAUGCUGUGGUGGCAUUGUUUUGAUGUUUGUUUGUUUUUGGCACCUUAGGUUGGGGGGUGGGGCUGCUCCUACAUUGCUACUGCAACGUGGCUCUUUUCGUAAGGUGGGAACCUGAAGGGCCAGCCCCAAUUGACUUCCCAUCGCAGACACGCCACCGCCUUGAGAGCUGGAGGAAGGUGGUUGAAUUUUGACCACUUCCACCACGGCUGCGGGAACUGCAGAGGGAGCCACUCUGCAGAUGUAACGUAAGGAGAUGCCCUUUGGAGCAAGGCAGCUGUAUUGUUGACUUGGUGCUGCUGCGUGCGGACCGAUUGGACAGGCUCAGCCCCAAAAAAAGCCUUAACCUGCAGAAAUCAGCUUUAAUAUUUGAUUGUUUAGUGCCAAGUAGCAUGUCUUGCCAGGUACAGAUUGGUCCGUCUCCUAUGAGCUCUGAUACUGGGCGCUUGGGAGAAGUGCAGGUCCUUUUCCACUCUGGUGUGACAAUAAUAUAGUCUUAAUGGUCGUAACGAAAUACGGCAGUUGUUGGGUUUUCUUACAGCAUGCUGCUCGGUCUUUGUUCAUCUUGGUCUCCCUCUAGAAGCAAAGCAGGAUACAGCUGGACUUUUGGAGAGGGGGGAGUUUUUGUCCUUCUGCCCGAGUGGAGGAACUUGGUCAGCAAACUUUUAAUGGCCUUCAUUCCAAGUGAAAGUGCGCCUUUUCUUUCUGACCCUUCCACUUAAUUUAUCCAGUCAUUCCUUUUCGUGUGACCACCGUUAAGUACUUGGCUUCAUGUUGGGUGACUUUUGUCGAGCGGCUUUUCGUUUUUGUGUUAGCUGGGGCAGGGGGAAUAUCAAGAGUGUUGACUAGUUGGUGGUUCCGAGCCCAAGGCUUGGAUCCCCGUGAGUCUGUUAGUGCAGAAAAUGUGUUUGGAUCAUUGGGCCUCUAGGAAGUUGCAAGGGCCACAGCAUUGGGGGGUUGCCCUCCUCCCCCUCCCUGGAGAUUUAUAGUUGAGAAUGUCUGGCUGGGAGCCCAAGAGCGAGGCUGAUCCUUCCAUUGUAAUCAAUGGGAUUUUACACUCUUUUCUCUCUGGCUCGGAACUUGGAUGUCAUUUUAAUUAAAAUCUGCCAAGUUGAAAUAAAGGGUCGUGGCAUUGCUGAAGUGAGAUUUUAGUCAGGAAAAAUGGGAUAAGGGAGGGUUUUUACGGUUUAUUUUUGUAAUUAUGAAUAAAGCUUUCUCUACUUCAGGUACAGCCUUUUCUUGAUUUUCGCUGGCAUGUGCUAUAGCGUAAUGUUGCCUACCUAGGGAAGCAAAAAAAUAAAUUAGUGCUCUGUAAUAGUAUUUUUGGGUUGGUUUUGCUUUUUUUUUUUUUUUGAAAGAGAAAA
Molecule: messenger RNA, 5765 nt
Organism: Zootoca vivipara (common lizard)
Lineage: Eukaryota; Metazoa; Chordata; Lepidosauria; Squamata; Lacertidae
Gene: SLC39A10
Product: solute carrier family 39 member 10
Biological process (GO): zinc ion import across plasma membrane; intracellular monoatomic cation homeostasis
Cellular component (GO): plasma membrane
Molecular function (GO): monoatomic cation:bicarbonate symporter activity; zinc ion transmembrane transporter activity
Source: RefSeq, a predicted model, not a curated record